Chironomus riparius is the source of this 1092-nucleotide messenger RNA. The record is from the annotation of a GenBank genome assembly. NCBI's taxonomy places the organism in Eukaryota, Metazoa, Arthropoda, Insecta, Diptera, Chironomidae.
AAACAAUUUUGCCACUCAAUCAGUUCGCGUUCAAACACCGGAGAUGGCAGCCGCAGUUGUGAAAUUAUUAGUAUUCAGUUUGCUUUUCGGUCUCGUUGUCUCGCAAAUACCACGACGUGAACGGCCGAAAAAUCGUGAGAAACCAACACAGCGAACAACAAAGCCACCAGUUAUCGAUGACGAGGAUGAUGAUGGUACAGCAAGCGAAUGCCCUGAGCCUUCUGGAUUCUUCGCUGAUGCUGAUCAAUGCGAUAAAUAUUAUGCAUGCACAGAUGGAGCAAUCGAGGAAAGACUGUGUCCCGAUGGAAUGGUGUUCAACGAUUAUGACAUAAAUGUGGAAAAAUGUGAUUUACCAUACAAUAUUGACUGUUCAAAGCGCUCAAAGUUACAGACGCCAAUUCCUUCCAACAAUUGUCCAAGACAGAAUGGAUAUUUCGGUCAUGCAGAUGCGCAUAUUUGCGAUAAAUUCUUUUAUUGUGUUGGUGGUCAUGAUAAUAUGUAUACAUGCCCUGCUGGUCUUGUCUUCAAUCCAAAGACUGGAAUUUGUACAUGGGCUGAUGAGGCGGGCCGAACUGGUUGUUCAUCUGAAGAAGUCUUCCAAUUCUCAUGUCCAAAGGUCAACGAAUCUAUUGCUGUAACGCAUCCAAGAUAUUCAGAUCCAGAAGACUGCCAAUACUUUUAUGUAUGCAUAAACGGAGACACAGCACGUAGAAAUGGGUGUAAAUUGGGUCAAGUCUUUAAUGAAGCAACAAAAUCAUGCGACUGGCCUCGAAAUGUACCCGAAUGCUCGGACUUUUAUAAAGAUAGACUCACAGAUGAGCAAUUAGAGGAGCUAGAAAAUCCCAAAACAACAACACCAAGAAUUAAAAAGAAGGGUACUCCUGCAUCAAGGAGACGUCCCAGUCGUCCAACAGCACGACGCGUUGUGGAAGAAGAAGAAGAGGAAGAAGAAUGAAAAAAAAUGAAUCCAUAAAAAUAAUUUCCUUGUAAUGAUAAUUGCUUUGUAAUUUAUGAAAAUGAUAAUUUUUAUAUUCAUCGACACAAUCAGUAGUAAUAAAAAAGUGAAAAUGGAAAGAAAAUUAAAGGAAAUAA